UAUCCCAGUAUGCAAUGCGCUUCUACAAGCGCCAGCUGUUUACCAGCGGUCAUUCCCAUUGAUGAAAAGGACGAGAAAGUAUUGGAGAUUGGAUUCAUUAUUUUGGUUUUUUUUCGAUUCGGAAAGUUUCAGUUUUUCCCACGUUUUGUACCCAAGCAGUUUGGUAUGGAUCCUGUUGGAAAGUCAUGCUCUUUGCUGAUUAUUGUAACAACUCUUCUAAGUGAAACAUGGGGCGCUCCAGAUAAAGAACUACUUUGUGGUGUGUGUCAUGUUAUUGCUGAUGAACUUCAAUGGGAAAUCUCUCAAGUUGAUCCAAGAAAGACUCUAGAGGUUGAGAGCUUUAGAGUGGAUCCAAAAGGAAAUCAAAAUACCAAGAAGAUUCAAUAUGCAAGAUCAGAGACUCACCUUAUAGAACAACUUGAUAACAUGUGUGAGAAAAUGAACAAUUACGCUGAAUCAACUGAUCCUAAAACUGGCAAGAAGUCCUAUAUCAGGACGUCGUCACGAUCAGGAGAGGCAGUCACUCUUAGCAAUGUAGCUAUCAGUGGUGACAUAGCACAAAAGCUGAAACAUGCGUGUGAGAGCAUAAUAGAAGAUUAUGAUGAUGACAUUAUAGCAUCUUUCAAGAAGGAACGUAAAGAUCCAAAACGAUACAUGUGUCGCACAACCACUGGUUUGUGCAUUGGUGAUGAUGAGGAGUAUGAAGAUGAUGAGGAAGAUGACGAUGACACUGAGAAUGAUGCUUCGGACACAGAUCACGAUGAACUUUGACCUUAGUUUAGGACAAAUUUAUAUCAAUUUUGUUUUUUUUGGUUGUUUGUUUUUUACUUAUCAAAUACAAAAUGCACAAAAUGAAUCUAGGCAAAAUUAAAGCCGCAAUUUUUGCACUUUUCAUUGUAAUGAUAUAAUUAAAGGGCU
Molecule: messenger RNA, 918 nt
Organism: Orbicella faveolata
Lineage: Eukaryota; Metazoa; Cnidaria; Anthozoa; Scleractinia; Merulinidae
Product: protein canopy homolog 2-like
Cellular component (GO): endoplasmic reticulum
Source: RefSeq, a predicted model, not a curated record